AUGCUCGUGGUGGCCUGUGUGGCACUGUCACCAGCUGCAGCCUACACCACCGACCAGUGCCGCGAAGUGUCGCGGUGCGACGUUGACGGCACCCUCGUGUACGCCUUUUCUGGCGAGUGCGUGUGCUGUCCGGAGAUGCCGACCGGCGAUAUCCUUCCAGUGCAGUGCGUUCCGUCGACCGCGCACUGCCCUAGCGUGCCCAGCUGCAGAGCGUGCGACACGACCCCCGGGAUGUGUGACACCUGUAUGACCGGCUACGUACUCGAGCCUGCCAACAUCUGCAACGAGUGCUUGGCCUCGAUGUGCGACGUCUGUCAAUCGGGCUCCGAAGGCAAGCGCUGUCAGCUGUGCUCAGAAGGCUAUUACUGGAUGACUGGCGGUGAGUGCCACCCCGUAUCCAAUAGCCAGGACUCAGAGAGCAAUACGCAAUGCCGCGUCGCCUUCUGCAGCACUUGCCCUAGCACCACCGCCAGCAGCUGCACCAAGUGCAACGACGGUUAUGCGAAGGAUAGCAACGGGUUCUGUGUCAGCGCCUGUAGCGUCCAGCAGUGCGACAUGUGCUACACGGGUAACUCCGCCGACUGCCAGUUGUGCUCUGCCGGGAACACGUGGAGUGCGACAGGCUGCUCAGCUGGUGCAAGCGGUUGUCGUGUCGGUCAUUGCACCACCUGUGUGGCUGGCGACAACACCAACUGCGCUAUAUGCGAAUCGGAAUACACCCUCACCGCCGGCUACUGCUUGCCUCAGCAGCUCUGCACCGACGCCAACUGUGCCAGCUGCCCCAGCGACGCCGGCACGUGCGCUCAGUGCGCGAACGGCUACGGUCUCGUGGACGGUGCGUGUGUGAGGUGCGAGGUGCCCAACUGCUUCAGCUGCGACAGCGACCCGAGUAAAUGCACGCAAUGCGCGCCGAACUACUACCUCACCCCGCUCUCGACCUGCUCCCCGGUGGCCUGCAACAUCGAGCACUGCAUGGAGUGCGACCCACAGACGCCGUCGCGCUGCCAGCAGUGCGCGGCCCCCUACGUGGUCGACAGCUACGACGGCCUCUGCAGGCUCCCCGACGCCUGCUCCGUGCCCAACUGCAAGAAGUGCAAGACCGAUACCUCCAGGCUCUGCGCCGAGUGCGACGCCGGCUACAGUCUCUCCGCCGACGCGACGAGCUGCAGCAGUCCGACCACGCAGCCGUGCGAGGUGGAGCACUGUAACACGUGUGUGGACGGUGACAGCACCCGCUGUGCCUACUGCAACACCGGCUACUACGUCUCCGAUGGCAAGUGCAAGGCCAUGCAGGACUGCUACGUGUCCAACUGCGCACAGUGCAUGCUGCUUGACAGCACCAAGUGCUCCACGUGCAUGAAAGGAUACCUCCUCACGUCGUCCUACGGUUGCGUCCCGCAGAGGGUCAUCAACGGCGCGGCCGCGCCCUACUCUCUGUGGGUGCCCGCCGUCGUGCUCCUCGCCUCUGUUGCCACGCACCUUGCGUAG
Molecule: messenger RNA, 1488 nt
Organism: Leishmania mexicana MHOM/GT/2001/U1103
Lineage: Eukaryota; Euglenozoa; Kinetoplastea; Trypanosomatida; Trypanosomatidae
Product: surface antigen-like protein
Exons: 1
Coding region: 1-1488 (495 amino acids)
Source: RefSeq, a predicted model, not a curated record